Molecule: messenger RNA, 1341 nt
Organism: Vicia faba (fava bean)
Lineage: Eukaryota; Viridiplantae; Streptophyta; Magnoliopsida; Fabales; Fabaceae
Source: the annotation of a GenBank genome assembly
AUGGAUGCAUCAUUUUCAGCAGCAUCUUUCUUUACAAGAACUGAAGAGGAUCAGAGUGAGAUGAAUCAACAAAAUUCAUCAUCAUCAACAAGUCCAUCUGCACCACCACCUCAGAAGAAAAGAAGAAACCAACCUGGAACACCAUAUCCAGAUUCUGAAGUGAUAACACUUUCUCCAAGGAGUCUAAUGGCAACAAACAGAUUUGUAUGUGAAGUGUGUCAAAAAGGGUUUCAAAGAGAGCAAAAUUUGCAACUUCAUAGAAGAGGACACAAUCUACCUUGGAAGCUAAAGCAAAAGAGUAAUAAAGAGCCAAAGAGAAAGGUUUAUCUAUGUCCUGAACCUUCUUGUGUUCACCAUGACCCUUCAAGAGCACUUGGAGACCUAACUGGGAUCAAGAAGCACUUUUCUAGAAAGCACGGUGAGAAAAAGUGGAAAUGUGAAAAGUGUUCUAAGAAAUAUGCUGUUCAAUCUGAUUGGAAAGCUCAUUCUAAAACUUGUGGGACUAGGGAGUAUAGAUGUGACUGUGGCACUCUCUUCUCUAGAAGAGACAGUUUCAUCACACAUAGAGCCUUUUGUGAUGCACUUGCUCAAGAAAGUUCAAGACAACCACAACAAUUACCAACCUUAAUCACCAACACUUCCAUUAACAACUCUCAACUAUUUGGAAACAUUAGCAACAACAAUAUCUCAUUAGCCUUGUCUCAAAUUCCUCCACAACAAAUCUCAUCAAUUCAUGACCAAAACGACACCAACCAAUCCACUGAAAUCCUGCGUUUUGGCAACCACAACAUUCUAUCCCCACCUCCACAACAUCCUCUUCACACCCCUCCAUUCAAUUUCAUCACUCAACAACAACCAAACCAUAAUUUUCAUCAUGAACAACAUUCUCAAACAUUCCAAGGACUAAUAUCAUUGUCUGAACUCAACAACAACAACAUCAUCAACAAUGAUAACAGUUUUUUUUCUGAAAAUUUCAACCAUGAAGGAUUCUUUUCUGAAAAUCCACUAACGUGUGGUCAUAAUAAUAACCAAACAAAUCCUGUCUCACCUCACAUGUCAGCUACUGCACUUCUUCAAAAAGCUUCUCAAAUGGGUGCAACUUCAAGCACAAACAACAAUAACACUGCUUCUUCAUUACUAAGAAGCUAUGGUGGUUCAUCUUCUUCUGUAGCAACAAAGGUUAAUGGUAAUGGUUCUGAUGGACUCACUAGAGAUUUUCUUGGAGUUGGUCAAAUAGUAAUGAGAAACAUGAAUGGAGGAGGAGUUUCACAAAGAGAACAACGAAACUUCAACGUGGAAGCUGAAAAAAACGCUGCAGCUUUUGGAGGGAACUUUGAGUGA